CUUCAGUCGGGUUCGGACCGCGACUCACGAAAAGCGCCGUGUCUAGCGUGCACGGUGACGCACUGAAGGUGAGGGAGGGGGAAAAAAAAAGCACGCGAACGAGCCAAGAGAGGAGGAAAAAAAAAUGUCCGAACCCAAGUACCGGGAGUGGAUCCUGGACACUAUCGACUCACUGCGGUCGCGAAAAGCCCGGCCGGACUUGGAGAGGAUUUGCAGAAUGGUGCGGAGACGCCACGGGUCCGAUCCCGACCGAACCUGCGCAGAACUGGAGAAACUAAUCCAGGAGCAGACCGUGCUCAAAGUUAACUACAAAGGCUCCAUUUCUUACCGGAACGCCGCUAAGGUUCAGCGGAGGAGCCGCAAAAAAUCCUUCGAGACGUUAACGGCGGCUGCGACGAGGCGCGCGCUGGAAGAAGCGAGUCAUUCUGACUUGAGCAACGGGGACAGCGCACUCGGUGCCGCCGACCAGGACGAGGACACGGAGGACAUGGAGGCUGACACCUCUGUGGCUAUGGACACAGACAGUAAUGCAGAUGAGGAGGGGGCCGAGGAGAGUCGGGAUGGGCAGCGCGGGCCCUCUCCUGUCCACACAUAUGAGGAUGCUGCCGUGCACUGCUCCUCUGCCCCCUGUUCUCCCUCUGGUUCCCAGCCGGGCCCCAGCCCUGGCUCAGGCCUGGACUGUGUCUCUUUGCAGAAGGCCGGUGAGAGGCCCAGCUCCUUGCCCCUCUGCAGCCCCACGGUCCACAUACACAAUGACUGGGCUUAUGAUUCGACUCUGUGCCCAGCCGAGCGCCAGCACCCAGGAAUGCAGGGAGACAAAGGUGCAGCCGUGGAGUUAGCGGGUCAGUGUGUAACCACCAGCCCAUCUUCAAACAACGUGAAGAAAGAAGAUGGAAUAAAAGCAGAUGACGGGGACCUUUCUUCUGACCAACUGGUACCUGACUCUGGCCCGAGACUGGAUGAAACCAGGAGUACAAGUGAUGGGCGAUCAGAGGCUCCAUCUUUGCCGUCUGACCACUGUACACUGAAGGAGAAGAUUGAUGUGUUAUCAUUUGCAACAACAGAAAAUGGCCUUCUAAAUGGCGUCAAAACCGAUGAAGUUUGUGUGAAAAAAGAGAUGAGCCAGAACUUGUUGCAGUGGACCGUGGCGGAUGUGGCCAGUUACUUUUCUGCUGCAGGCUUUCCAGAGCAGGCGGCGGCCUUCAGAACACAGGAAAUUGAUGGGAAGUCCCUUCUCCUGAUGCAGCGCAGUGACGUGUUGACCGGUUUAUCCAUCCGCCUUGGCCCCGCUCUCAAAAUCUACGAGCGCCACGUAAAGGUGCUGCAGCAGACCCACUUCCUUGAAUGUGACGACCUCUGAGGUGGUGACUCAACCAUCGGACCUCACACAGACAUACAAUGCUGCAUGCAUUACCCUCUCCAUUCUCUAUUCCGCCACACCUCUUCACAUAUGUGUUCGAGGGUGUGUGUGCACGUGUGUGUUUGUGUGUGAGAGACAGAGAAUGACCAGAGACGCAAAAAGACGGUCAUCCCCCUUUCGUUGCGGAUCUCAAAUGGUUUUCAUUUCACCCAUUUGACCAUAUGCAUUGUUAAGGGAACAGACUGGUGCAGUCUGGUUCAGUGUUUUGAAGCAGUGAAGCGUGGUUCAUGGAGCCAUUGAUUGGGAGGUGACCUCGCAACAAGCAGACCACCUGCAGGCCUACAAAGCCAAAACUGCACAAUGCUGUGACAAAUACAUGUCCCCAUAAAGGAACAACAUAUAUCCUCUGAUGGUACUGCAGGUAAUGUUUGUCCAUGAACUGUAAAUGUCACAAACAUAUCAGCAGAUCUGAUGCACAUUUUCCUUUUCUCAUGCAAUGAGCUGGAUGGAUGUUCACAGUGCUGGGAAGCUGGACUGUCUUCGGAUCAGUGGUCAGAGACUGAUUCCUUGUGAUCGUUGCGUUUGCAUCAUCACUGUCUUUGCAGGAUGUAGAUAGAACUGAUACAGCGCUACCUGCUGGCAAUGCGUUGCAUCUUUUUUUCUACCUUGGAUACAAAAUGAUUGCGGGCCGGUUCAACGUGGCUGCUCUGUGGGGAACAAACGCUGACAGGCACGAUGAAGAAUGAUGUAGCUUAAAGGCACAAACACGCUUCGGUUUCACUACGCAGUGCAACACAAGGUACGUGUGUUACAUGUUUUGUUAAGAGGUGGGGCAGAUUAGCGCUGAACCAUCAGGUUAAAAA
This is a messenger RNA of Thalassophryne amazonica, 2223 nucleotides long. RefSeq names its product sterile alpha motif domain containing 1a (gene samd1a). The record is from RefSeq and is a predicted model, not a curated record. NCBI's taxonomy places the organism in Eukaryota, Metazoa, Chordata, Actinopteri, Batrachoidiformes, Batrachoididae. The transcript has 7 exons. The coding region runs from base 125 to 1360 and encodes 411 amino acids. Gene Ontology annotation, molecular function: DNA binding; protein binding.